AUGCUCUCGCUCUUCUCAUCUUUAUCAGCGGAACCAGAAGAGGUUUCGUCGGUGGAAGAGACUGCCACCACGGAAGGAAGCUUGGAAGCUCCACUGCACAAUGCUUCUUUAGAUGAUAUGACGAGACCGCAGUCAACUUCAGAGCCGUCUUCGUGGAACGAAGCUCACGAUCGAUAUUGCAAAGAUAAGGGCGUUCUACGUGCCAGUAUACAUGUCGUAAUACAAGAAGUCUCGAAAGCUGUAGACUACGAGCUCCCUUGGGACCUGCCAUCCCCAUCUGCAUUCGUUACAACCAUUGACGAGGUUGUAGCGCCAUCAACCAACAAUGAACGAACGGGAGUCGACAGAGAAACGUCACGAGGCAUUCGUCAAAUGAUGUGGAAUGGUGCGAGGAAACUAGGUUCCUCUCUCGUAUCUACAGUCUUUCAGGAUGCCUUGGUCGAUGAUGUCGAUUUGAACACCGAAGGUGAGGCAAUUCAGGAAAUUUCCAAUACGACCACCGCUUCCUCCCCUGCAUUGAAUUGGGAUCAACCCAUUAUCCACGUGGCGCAUACGAAUCAUUGCCUACAGGUUAUCGACGAGGUAAUAUACCGACUUACGAAAAGCGAGCAAUCUGCAUUCAAGAUUAUGGAAAAGUCAGAAUUUAGACAGUUUUGUUCACAGACCAAUGAUGAUCUUCUUUCACGUCUCCCACCUAACGACUUGGACUGGCUGCUAGAAAUCUUGGUAAGAAAAGGGCAAGCAAAAGUGGUGAAGAACGAAGGCCUUUCAGAAUUAGUCGUUGUUUCCAGUAGCACAUUGCCCACCGUCACAGGUUCGACUAUAGAUGUGGGCAUCGCCUUGCACAAAUUGAAGCAAGCGCAAAAUGCAUUGGAACACCGAAUGGAAGUGUGGUCCGUUUCUAUCCAGGAGUGUCGUAAGAAAGCUGCCAGACACAAGGUAGACAAACAAACAUCGCUUGCCAUUGUGCAACUGAGGAAAUCAAAACUUUUGCAAGAACGAAUCGAUUCUUCAGCGAAUGCACUGCUAGAGCUGGAGAAAAUUCAAUCUACAAUUGAAAUAACGCAAAACAACCAGGCAAUCUUAGGCCUUGUAGCAGAGGGUUCAGAACAACUCCGCAAUCUGACCCAGCAAACAUCUCUGGAAGAGAUAGACGAAAUCAAAGAAGGUCUCGAAGAAGAUAUUACAGUCGCCAACCAAAUCAAUGAGACUUUAUCCUUCAAUUCACCGGUGGACGAGGAUGCUCUUUUGGCGGAACUCGAGAUGUUGACACUCAUUGACAAUACGACUUCGAAGACACCGGGUGAUGGAUCAGUGAGGCAUAACACUUCUAGAAAAGACGAAAAGAAGUUGACAACACAUGCAACACCACCGGAGGUAGCGCAGGAAAAGGAAUCCAGGCAACUGUUGGCGGCAUGA
Molecule: messenger RNA, 1419 nt
Organism: Cylindrotheca closterium
Lineage: Eukaryota; Bacillariophyta; Bacillariophyceae; Bacillariales; Bacillariaceae
Source: the annotation of a GenBank genome assembly